AUGGUAAAAACACCCAUAACCGAUGCCGCGGCCCUACCCGCCUCGCUUCCCCAAUCCACAGACCCCUCACCACAGAACUCAUCCUCCAAUCCCGCCGACCAAACACCCACCACUACCACCCCCGACUCCGAAACCAUCCUCAAGCUCCUCGUCUGCAGCCACGAAUUCCACGCCGACUGCCUCGUCUCGUGGUUCGUCCUCCGCAAGACCAGCUGUCCGAUAUGCCGCUCCAUGUACAUGAGCAAGGAAGCGCUCGAUCAGCACGACGAGGAAGAGAGGAUAGCGCUAGGCGGCGAUGCGACGCCUGCGGCGUUGGAAGCGGGGACUGCGAAUCAGACACCUACGCCGCGGCCUAUGAGUAAUUGGCAGUACUUCUUGCAUGGGAGUGGGAUCAGGAGACAGCAGGCUGUUGAGGCGAGGACGAAUGCUCAGGCUCAAGCGCAGGCUCAGCCUGCAGUGGAGUUGCAGGAUCGUACGCCUCAGACGGGUGAGCAGAGUGGGGAUGCGAAUGAUGCUGCGGCUGCGGCUGCGGGUCCGGUGGAUACGGCCGUGCAGCAGCCAGAUCAGCCGUCUAGGUCAAGGUGGCAGAGACUUUUGAGGCGGUAA
Messenger RNA from Alternaria incomplexa, 606 nucleotides. RefSeq lists its product as uncharacterized. Lineage: Eukaryota; Fungi; Ascomycota; Dothideomycetes; Pleosporales; Pleosporaceae. The transcript is spliced from 2 exons. Gene Ontology annotation, molecular function: zinc ion binding. Bases 1 to 606 code for a protein of 201 amino acids. The record is from RefSeq and is a predicted model, not a curated record.